Molecule: messenger RNA, 2903 nt
Organism: Asparagus officinalis (garden asparagus)
Lineage: Eukaryota; Viridiplantae; Streptophyta; Magnoliopsida; Asparagales; Asparagaceae
Product: G-type lectin S-receptor-like serine/threonine-protein kinase At5g24080
Exons: 4
Coding region: 33-2507 (824 amino acids)
Biological process (GO): protein phosphorylation; recognition of pollen
Molecular function (GO): ATP binding; protein serine/threonine kinase activity
Source: RefSeq, a predicted model, not a curated record
CAUAUAUUCUCAAAAAAAAAAAAUACACUUCUAUGGAAUCAUUUCACUACCCAAUUCGACUCAUGUCUUCUUCCUCUUUCUUCUUCAUCAUUCUCUCUCUGGUUUUCCUCUUUGAAUGCUCGAACAGUCAGAUACCUCUCGGUUCGAAACUCUCAGCCGGUGAGAACCAACCGUGGGUCUCCGAGGACCGAACCUUUGCGUUUGGAUUCGCCCCAGCAGAUUCAAGUGAUCAACUUCUGUUGGCGAUUUGGUAUGCUGAACUCCCGGGAAAUGCGACUAUUGUUUGGUCCCCUAACAGAGACUCUCCUGUCACCAGCAAUGCUGUAGUGAAACUGGAGCAGUCUGGAAACCUCGCCCUCUACGAUCGAGGCAAUCUCAUUUGGGCUUCCAACACGACAGGCUUAGACGUUGGUUCUGCGAUCAUGUCAGAUUCCGGAAGCUUCAUCCUCUACAAUGGCACUGGUUCAAACCGUAAUAUUGCGUGGCAGAGCUUCUGGCUUCCAGGUGACACUCUUCUCCCUGGCCAAAACCUUUCAGCAUCCCUCGAACUCACUUCAAACAGAUCACGAUUCGGCUACUAUUCUCUCAAAAUGCUUCAGCAGCACAUGUCUCUCAGUCUUGCUUUGACUUUUGUUACCUUCGAUUCUCAAACUAACUACUCCUACUGGUCGAGCCCACAAAUCUCGAAUGCCACAGGCAAUAUCGUCGCAGUUUUAGAUGCUUCCGGAAGUUUCAGCAUCAUGUACGGUGAUUCCUCUGCAGGCACAGUGUACAUUCACAAGAAUGACACAGCACCGAACCCAUCAAUUCUCCGAAGGAUCAAAGUUGAUACCGAUGGAAACCUAAGACUAUAUCAAUGGAACACGAUUACUUUGCAAUGGGAUGUUCAGUGGUCUGCAGUGUCGAAUCCCUGCGAGGUUGCAGGGAUUUGUGGAAAUGGGAUCUGUCAGUUGAAUGGAAGUGGAAUUGAUGCUUCUUGUACUAGUUUAAAACCAGUGAAUUCAGGAAGUUGCGGAGGAAAUCUGAGGAUGGAGACAAUGCCACAGACUGACUAUUAUUUCCUUGGGCGAACAACGAUUGCAAAUUACAGUAAUGUUACAACUGCGGAUGAGUGUUCAAGCUACUGCUUAUCCCACUGUGGUUGUGUUGCAGCAGUUUAUGGUUCGAUGGAGGAUGAUACUUAUUGCUGGACUUUGAGCAGUGUGGUCUUCGGAGGGCUCCAAGAUCCUAGCUCAACAUUCUUCGUUAAAGUUGAUGGGAGUUCAGGCCCAGGAUCUGUCGAUGGAAGGAGAAAUGCAGAUGGACACGGUGGACGAUCUGCUCUUCUUCCGUUGCUUCUUUGCGUCUCUGCUCUUGUGUUGUUGUUAGGGAUGUUGGUUUGUUAUCUCGUUAGAAAGAGGAGAAUUAAGGAAAAGAGGGGCAUUGGGAGAGCUCUAAGCUUACCAGGAGCUCCAGUAUAUUUCAGCUACCAUGAUCUGCAGACUGCAACAGCGAAUUUCUCUCAGCUGCUUGGAACUGGAGGAUUUGGAAGCGUUUACAAAGGAACUCUCAAGGAUGGAACCUCAAUUGCGGUCAAGAAGCUCGAACGAUUUCUACCUCAUGGUGAAAGGGAAUUCGUCACAGAAGUUUCUACCAUCGGCUCAAUGCACCAUAUGAACUUAGUCACUCUCUGCGGAUUCUGCUCAGAACGAACUCAUCGGCUUCUGGUUUACGAGUACAUGAGCAAUGGCUCAUUAGACAAAUGGAUAUUUCCUUCUGAUAAUAGCCGACAUAGUGAUAAACUGCUAGACUGGCCAACUCGCUUUCAGAUUGCCAUUGCUAUAGCUCAAGGAAUUGCGUAUUUCCACGAGCAAUGCAAGAACAGGAUCAUUCACUGUGAUAUAAAGCCAGAGAACAUUUUGAUCGACGAGGAUUUUUGCCCUAAGGUGUCGGAUUUUGGGCUGGCAAAAUUGAUGAGCAGAGAGCAUUCUCAUGUGGUUACUAUGGUUCGAGGAACCAGAGGUUAUUUGGCUCCAGAAUGGGUGAGCAAUAGGCCGAUUACAGUUAAGGCUGAUGUUUACAGUUAUGGGAUGCUGUUGCUUGAGAUUGUUGGUGGUCGUAGGAAUCUUGAUAUUUCGUUGGAUUCUGCUGAGUUCUUCUACCCUGGUUGGGCUUAUAAGGAAUUGACGAGUGAGAACCCGAUGAGAGUUGCGGACAGAAGGCUAAAGGGCAAGGUGGAAGAAGAUGAGCUAGUACGAGCUCUGAGUACAGCGUUUUGGUGCAUACAGGAAGAAGCAUGGGUGAGACCUUCGAUGGGUGAAGUCGUCAGAAUGUUGGAAGGAUCGGUGGAUAUCAAUACGCCACCAAUGCCUCAAACUGUGGUCGAGCUGGUUGAAGAAGGGGCGGAUAGUGUUUAUAUGGCCAUGAAGAGAGAGUACUCAUACACAGUCAACUCGUCGUAUGUUCUUUAUAGCCAGCGAUCGUCGUCGCUGGCGACGUGCAGCACCUCUUCCAUGUCGCCACGGUAGUGAUCGAAGCUUGGUUGAAUCUGCUGGCAGAAUUCAAAUCAAUUAGUUGGUACAGAAAAAAGUAAAUUGGGAUACAGAAAACUUUACAUGGUAUCAGGUGCUCUUUGAACACGAACACAGUGCUCUAUAGAGAAGAGAGGCAUGUGGACAUAAACAGGGGAUAGUUUAGCAUUAUUGUAGUGUUCAGGAAGCACAAGAUACUUCUUCGAGGCAAUGAGGAUUAAAUGUAGCAAGUUUAGAGUAUGUGGUUAAACUUAAUCAUCGUUGGGGAAGACUUAAAAUCUCAAUUAAUUCUUGGACUUAAGAGAUAUUUGUGUAUGUUGAUAAUAGUGUAUUGUAGUGGGUUUUAGUCCCACAUUGCUUGGGAGAACAAACCUCACACUCCUCUACUUGUAU